AUGUCAACGCCUCGGACUGUGUGGCGCCGAAGAGGCGAGGAGUCGUCCAGCGAAGAUGACUUUGACCUGACCCCACCCACCCGGAAGGCUGCCGCCAACAAAAACUACGUUGAGCCCAGCAGCAGUGAAGAAGACGACCAUAUCCGACCCACGAGAGACAGCAACGACGACGACGACGACGACAACGCAAAUGCCAGCCUACAAGCGCAGCUGGCGUUUGACGAAGACGAGGGAGUGGCCGAUUCGCAGGCCGAUUCCGAAGAAGAGGGCUCUCGUCGGAAGCGCGGUCGAGCUGCAAGCAGCGAGAAUGGUAAGUCCGUUCCAGUCACACUUGCCAUCGGGUGUCGAUUAGCCCAGAUGAUGGAGAAUGGAGCUAUUGGAAAACGCAGAAAAGUGGAGGAUGACUCCGACUUUGAGAUUGAAGUAAAAAACGACGACUCGGACGGCGGAUCGCCUUCGCCGGCUUCGGACUCGGACGAUGUCAACUUUGGUUCUCGGGCUCGGAAGAAGAAGGGAAGCAGACGCAAGGGCAGAUCACACCAUGCUACGGGAGGAAAGCGACCCAGACGCGCUCGUUCACAGGUCCCCGACGACGAUGAAGAAUACAGCGCCAGUGAUAACUCGUCGGACAACGAAGGCUCCAACGAUUCUGGUGCUUCCGAGAGAGACGAGGAUCCUAUCAAUAACUUUGUGGAGGACGAUGAAGAGGUGCAACCCGUGCGACGAUCGAACCGACACAGAGGUCUGGGACGACGGGAACGAAUCGCUAUUGCUACUGCUGACGACGAUGAUGACGACGACAAGCGUCUGUCAUUGGCUGUUGAGCUGGCAGAACUGAGACGAAACGAUCCCCCUCCAAUCAGAAAGAAGACCCUGAGAGCUCGAAAGGCGGUCAACUACCAAAUACUGCCCCCACCCACCGUGGACGAACCAUUCAAUGCAGAUGAGGCAGGUGCUUCUGCUCCCACACGACGUCGAGGCAAUAACAAUGCUCUUCGACGUCUCAUCCCUACAGUGGGACCCUUCGGCGGAGGCGACGUGAUGCCUUUGUUUGGAAACAACGUGCCUGGACUCACAGCUGUUGGUGGAGCCGACGAUGACGACUCCAGUGAUGACGAAAAGAUCAAGGGUAUCCAGGGAGCUCCUGGCAUUGCCAAGAAGAAGAACGCAGUGGCAGACACGGAUCCUCUGGGAGUGGACAUGAACAUUGACUUCACCCACGUCGGAGGUCUCGACAACCACAUCAACCAGCUAAAGGAAAUGGUGAUGCUGCCCAUGAUGUAUCCUGAAAUCUUCAAGCGGUUCAAUACCACUCCCCCGCGAGGUGUACUGUUCCAUGGUCCACCAGGAACCGGUAAGACCCUUCUGGCAAGAGCUCUCGCUGCGUCCUGCUCCACUGAAGGAAGAAAUAUCACCUUCUUUAUGCGAAAGGGAGCCGACUGUCUGUCUAAGUGGGUUGGCGAGGCUGAACGGCAACUGCGUCUCCUGUUCGAGGAGGCCAAAAAUCAGCAGCCCAGUAUCAUCUUCUUCGAUGAGAUUGACGGUCUUGCCCCUGUGCGAUCGUCCAAGCAGGAGCAGAUUCAUGCCUCCAUUGUGUCUACCAUUCUGGCAUUAAUGGACGGUAUGGAUAACCGAGGCCAAGUGAUUGUUAUUGGAGCUACCAACCGUCCUGAUUCAGUAGAUCCUGCUCUCCGACGACCCGGUCGAUUCGAUCGAGAGUUCUAUUUCCCUCUGCCUGACAAGGAGGCGCGAAAGGCCAUCAUUGGAAUCCAUACCAGCAAAUGGUCCCCCCCUCUGCAACCGCAGUUUGUGGACCAUGUCGCUGGUCUGACCAAAGGCUACGGAGGAGCCGAUCUCAAGACUCUGUGCACCGAGUCUGCAAUCAAUGCCAUUCAGAGAACAUACCCUCAGAUCUACUCUUCGCAUGCCAAGCUCACGAUAGACCCUGCCACAAUUAAUGUGCGAGCUGCUGAUAUUCUGUUGGCUGUCGACAAAAUUGUGCCCUCUUCUGCGCGAUCCUCUUCUUCCGGGGCGACUCCUCUGCCUCCUACUGUGGCCCCUCUGCUUCAGAACACCGUCGAUGAGCUCAAGGACCGUCUGGACUCGAUUGUUCCUCGAAAGAAGAAGCUGACAGCUUUGGAGGAGGCUCUGUUUGAAGAGUUCCCCGACGAGGACGGUGGGUUUGCACGAAUUCAGCGACAGAAGCUGUUUGAGAAGUCGCGAACCUGCCGACCCAAGCUGCUCAUCUCUGGUGACACUGGUAUGGGCCAGCAGUACAUUGGCAGUGCUCUUUUGCAUCAUCUGGAGGGGUUUCACAUUCAGCAGCUGGACCUGGGAUCUCUCUAUGCCGAUAGCAGUAGAACUGUCGAGGCUACACUGGCUCAGAUCAUCACUGAAAGCAGACGUCAUGCUCAGUCGGUGCUGUACAUUCCUAACAUUGAGUUCUGGCCCACAACUCUCUCUUCUCAGGCACUGUCCAUCUUCUACACUCUGAUGAGACAGGCGCAGAGCCAGACCGAGCUACUUGUUCUGGGUAUCUCUGAAAUGCCUUAUGAAGAGCUUCCCGGGGACUUGAAGUCUUUCUUUGGGGUAGCUGCUUCUCGCCUAUAUUCCAUUCGAAAGCCCUCACUGUCAGAGCGACGAAAAUAUUUUGAGGGUAUCGAGCAGUACAUUGUGGCCAAGCCUACAGACUACCCUGACCCUGCGACCCGAAAGAGACGAAAGCUCCCCAUUCUGCCCGUUGCACCCCCGCCUCCGCCCAGGGAGUUGACUGCCUCCGAUGUCAAGACGCAGCAGAAGAAGGACAUGCAGCUGAAGAACGUCAUCAAGGUGAAGCUCAGUGGACUGAUGGAGCUGUUCAAAAAUCGGUACAAGCGGUUCCGAAAGCCACCCAUUGACGAUAUUCAUGUUGCUCAUCUGUUCGAGCCUGAGAUUGAUCCCCAGGCUGCUGCUUUGCAUGAUUUCAGACGUUCUGAGGACGACAUGAUUUUGCAGGUGUCCACUGGCAAGAAGUACUACAACUACGAUCUCGAUGUGAUCGAGGAUCGGGUUUGGAAUGGCUACUACUCGGAGCUCAAACAGUUCCUCAAGGAUAUCGAGUACAUCUACCUUGAUUCCAUCACCUCGGGCGACCGCGAGCGACGAAACAAGGCAUCGGAGAUGUUUGCCAAUGCCCAGGUGGCCAUUGAGGAGAUGAGCAUCGACCAGCAGUUCGUCGCUGACUGCAAGAAGAUGCGACAACGAGAGAUUGAGGCUCAGGAGAAGUGGAAGAUUGAGCAAGAAAGAGUGGAGGCUGAGGAAGCCAAGGCGACCGCUGAACAAUACGAGGCAGAGGCCCGUCUUGCUGCUGAGGUACAAGAGCGAGAAGUGGAUGGUGACGACGGAGAUCCCGAUGUCAAUCAGAUGCAGGUCGACGGCGAGGGUAUGAUCGAGGAGGUCAAGGACGAGGAGAUGGCUGACAUUGACGCCGAAGAUGAGAAGGUUGACAACAAGACAGAGGAAGUCGAAGUGGCUGAACCCGUUGUCGCUAAACCUGCUGUGGUCGAGCGUGCUGUUCCCGACCCUGUUGUCACAGAGGUGACCGAGACGGCAACUAUUGGAACCGAGCCCGCCAUCAACGGACACGCCAAUGGAACUGUCGUUGAGGAAGAGAACGUGGAGGCUGAAGUCCAGGUUGCACCUCCUGUGGAAGCUUCUCCUUCUCCCCCUCCCACUCCUGAUCCUCCUCUCAUUGUAGACACCAAGAAGGCUCAGGAUGUGGUUGACUUCCUUGCUGGUAACACUGGCGAGCUCACUAUCGAGGAGCUUGAGCAGGUCUAUGCCGCCAUCAUUGACAUUAUAUGGGCACACCGAGCAUCCUGGGACCGAAAUGUCAUAAUCAACGCCAUCACUGCCCAGCUGGACGAGAUCGUCAAUGCUUUCCACGAAUAA
Yarrowia lipolytica CLIB122 is the source of this 3930-nucleotide messenger RNA. NCBI's taxonomy places the organism in Eukaryota, Fungi, Ascomycota, Dipodascomycetes, Dipodascales. The record is from RefSeq and is a predicted model, not a curated record.